This is a messenger RNA of Penicillium psychrosexuale, 1065 nucleotides long. RefSeq lists its product as uncharacterized. The transcript has 4 exons. Lineage: Eukaryota; Fungi; Ascomycota; Eurotiomycetes; Eurotiales; Aspergillaceae. The record is from RefSeq and is a predicted model, not a curated record. The coding region runs from base 1 to 1065 and encodes 354 amino acids.
AUGACUCAAAUCUUCCUUACCGGUGCAACGGGCUACAUUGGGGGCGCAGUCCUCCACGCUUUACAGCAUAUGCAUCUAGAUUACGAGGUUGCCGCCUUGAUCAGAGAUGAGGAAAAGGCCAGCAAAGUUUUGGCUGCAUUUCCCAAGGUCCGUGUAGUCCUUGCGGAUUUGGACAAUGUGGAAAUCAUUGAGAAAGAAUCACGCAAAGCCGAUAUUGUCAUCCACGCUGCUAGUAACAAGCAUCUCGAAAGCGUGAAAGCGAUCGCAAAUGGCCUGGCCGGACGUCAGAAUGCCUAUUACAUUCAAGUUACCGGGGCUAGCGUUCUGUCAGGUCCUGAAGUUGAUAACAACUCAUAUGGUGAGCCCUCGGAUCAAAUCGUUGAUGAUUUGGAUAACGCUGCCGAUCUCCGAGACAUAAUUCGGGCGUACAAACAUCGUCGGGUGGUGGAUAACUACAUUCUCGACUUGGGAUCAGGUGGUCCCAAAACCGCCAUUCUUUUCCCUCCUAUCAUAUUUGGCACUGGUAACGGUCCCGUGAAUCAACGCAGCAUCCAGGUUCCCUCAUUGGCCCGGGCCGCUCUGCUGCAACAUGUUGGUCUAUACCUUGGCAGGGGACUAAGUCGAUGGGGCAUUGUUCACAUCGCUGAUCUGGCGGAUCUCUUUGUCAAAUUGGUGGAGCAUGCUGUCAACGCCACCCCCAGUCCUAUCUGGAAUGAGAACGGCCUUUUCUUUGUGGAAAAUGGUUUCGAGGUUAGUUCAUGGCCUAAUAUGUCCCAACUUCUCCGCGCUGACCUUCUUUUUUCCUUUCAGAGCUUCAAAGAUGUCGCUUUGGUGAUCGCCAAAGAGGCGCAUAGCCUCGGUUACAUUGAUUCGCCUGAUUCAGUGCAAUCCAUGAAUCUCGAUGAGGCCAACGUAGUUAUACCUAAUGGAGCUGUGUUCCUGGGUACUAAUGGUCAAGGCCGAGCUUCACGGGCAAGAAAGCUGUUAGGAUGGCAACCAGAUGGCGAGAGCUUCCAUAGCGCCACGCGGGAGACAAUCAUUGCUGAAGCAGCACAGCUGCGAUGA